AUGAACCGAAUAUUUGGUUAUGGUGGUCGUAAGACCCAUGAUCAGCUUCUUCAGGACUCUAAUAAGGCCAUGAACGAUGCACAACAGUCAAUGCAAGAGCGAAUUUCGGGUCUCGACACUCAAAUAUCACAAUUGAAUGCCCAGCUACAAGCUAUUCAGCGUAAAAUAGCAGAAACCAGCUCUGCUGGGGGCCAAAAACCGUUGCGUCAACGUGCUCUGAAGCUCUUAAACAAGCGGAAACAACUAGAGUCCAUGAGAGACUCGUUAGACGCACAGUCGUGGUCGAUGAAUCAGGCUCAAAUGACGAGCGAUAACCUUAAAAACACCAUGGUCACGGUCAACGCUCUGAAACAAACGAAUAAAGCCCUGAAGGCGCAGUACGGGAAAAUCAACGUUGAAAAACUGCAGGACAUGCAGGACGAAAUGCUUGAUCUGGUUGAACAGGGCGAGGAACUUCAACAAGUGCUCGCGAUGGGCAGUGGGGCUCAGGACAUCGACGAUAUAAGCGAGACAGAGCUUGACGCAGAACUUGAAGCUUUGGGAGACGACAUCAUGCUGCAAGGAGACAUGGCAGGUUUCGAAAGCGAGGCUGCAGGCGAGAUCCCAGCAUACCUCAGUGGCACGAUUCCUCAUUUCGUGGACGAGGAACCAGCCAAGGAGCUGCCCGGAAAGCUAGAGACUGCCACGUAG
Lachancea meyersii CBS 8951 is the source of this 690-nucleotide messenger RNA. The record is from the annotation of a GenBank genome assembly. NCBI's taxonomy places the organism in Eukaryota, Fungi, Ascomycota, Saccharomycetes, Saccharomycetales, Saccharomycetaceae.